AUGUGGGAGCGUCGCCCCCUGCUGCUCACCUGGGUGCUGCUCGCCCUCGCGGUCCGGAGCCACAGCUGGAAACCCUGCACAGACCUGCUGCCCAUCGACCUGCUGGCCAAAGCUCUGCCUCGCCCAGGAGAAGCCCCGCCCACACAGGUGCAGAUGGUUCAGUCCAGAGGCUCCAGAGGUCUCCGGCUGUCCGGCGCCGUGGCAACAGCGCUGAGUUUUCCCGCCUCCCAGAUCUUCACCAACUGUGAUUAUUUCCCUGCUGAGUUCUCGUUGGUCGCCACCUUCAAGAUACCCAGACUGGGACAGAAGAGGAACGAGUACGUCUUCUCGCUGGUGGAGGAGGAAGCUGAUUCGCUGUUGCUAGGGUUACGUCUUUCAGAGAACCGGCUCCACUUACUGACGUCGGCCCCCGGCGCGGGUCGGAACCGGCUCAGCUUCAAGGAGGUCGGACUGGACGACAACCGCUGGCACACGGUGGUCCUCGCCGUCACCGGACCGUACGCCACGCUGACCGUCGACUGUGGAAUACCGCUGGAGCUUAAACAGGUCCAGUCCUUCCCCAGCACGCUGAGCACCCGAGGGUCCCGGCUGUUCGUGGGCAGCAGGAGGAGAUGGAGAGGACGCUUCUCUGGUUUACUGCGUCAGCUGGUUCUACUUCCUGGUUCGGACGCCUCGCCCAGAGUCUGUCCCAACUCACACCCGAGUCUGGCCGAGCUGUCCGUCCCCCAAGUCCUCAAGUCCACCCCCCUCCAGCCAGACGGACCACAAUACCCGUACGAAGCGGAGGCCCGGGUGACGGUGGGGAGGCGUCCCGGCUGCUCCGGAGCAGAAGAGGGUCAGCUGUGGUUCGACGCUCAGAGGAAAGCUCUGUUCAUGUGUGACGGACUCACCUGGACCCCGCUGCUCAUCACCGAGCAGCGUCUGGACUACGUGGAGGACUACCAGGACCUCUACACCAGCUCAGAGACCUUCGAUGUGGAAGUGUUCUCCGUCCCGUCUGAAGGUCUGUUCAUGGCUGCAGCCAACAGGGACUCCAGACCCGGGUCAGGGGUCUACAAGUGGACCGACGGCUCGUUCCAGCUUUACCAGAACAUCAGCACCCAGGAAGCCCGAGCCUGGAAGCACUUCAGCAUCGAUGACAAGGUCUUCCUGGUAGUAGCUAACUCUCAGGAGCUUGAGCCGGAGCUUUCAGUCAUCUAUCGCUGGAGUAAGCGGCGGCGGCGUUUCGUGCGUCAUCAGACGCUGCAGACGCACGCAGCGCUGGACUGGGAGGCCUUCACCAUGCACAACCACAGCUUCCUGGUCGUAGCCAAUCACAGGCGAGACUCAAACCACAACAUCCAGAGUGUGAUCUACAGAUGGAACCCGAACACUAAGCUGUUCGAGGUGAACCAGACUCUGUCCACGUCCGGAGCGUACGACUGGGAGUUCUUCAGCGUGGGUCCGUACCACUUCCUGGCCGUCGCCAACACCUUCGACGGUCAGACCACCACCAUCAGCUCCACCGUCUACGUCUGGCUGGACGGACGCUUCCAGACCUUCCAGAGCAUCCCGACGAUGGGAGCAACGGACUGGGAGACGUUCCAGAUAGACGGGCGGUUCUUCCUCGCGGUGGCGAACAGUCAGAAGGUGUCGGAGCGCGGUCCGAGUCUCUACAGCAUCAACUCCACCGUCUACGAGCUCAACACCCUCACACAGACAUUCAUACGCUUCCAGGACAUCCUCACACACAGCGCCGUCGACUGGGAGUUCUUCACCAUCGGAGACGAGAAGUUCCUGAUCGUCGCAAACUCUCACGACGGCAGCUCGUACUCUCUGAACAGCGUCGUCUACAGGUGGCAGGGCUACGAAGGCUUCGUCCCGGUUCACAGUCUGCCAACGUUCGGCUGCAGAGACUGGGAACAUUUCAGCACCAGCGAAGGAUCCUUCCUCGUCUACUCCAGCGCCACCUCCAGGCUCAGCAAGGUGUUCAAGCUCAGAACUUACUGA
Scomber japonicus (chub mackerel) is the source of this 1989-nucleotide messenger RNA. Its product is annotated as thrombospondin-type laminin G domain and EAR repeat-containing protein-like. Lineage: Eukaryota; Metazoa; Chordata; Actinopteri; Scombriformes; Scombridae. The record is from RefSeq and is a predicted model, not a curated record. The transcript has 15 exons. Bases 1 to 1989 code for a protein of 662 amino acids. Gene Ontology annotation, biological process: signal transduction.